UGUUUCAGCAAAAGUUCAUUCAAGUUCGUUGGAAGUUGAGAGAGAGAGAGAGAGAGACAGAAAACAGCCAACAAGCAAGCCAGCGUUAGUGGUUGAUCUGCUCACCUACAUUGAUUGAAUAAUAAUUUCCCACCGAUUUCUUGUAAUCCUCCUCUCAAAUACCCUCUCUCUCUCUCUCUCUCUCUCUAAACUUCACUCUCUUGCUAAAUCUCCUCUCCAUUCAUUCAGAUCUCUAAAAUGGCAGGCUUUUCCUCUGUUCUAAGACGCACGUACCUCACCCUCUACAAUUGGACCGUAUUCGCCGGCUGGUUUCAAGUGCUGUAUCUAGCUGUGAAAACCCUACGGGAGUCGGGCCACGAACAUGUCUACGACGCCGUCGAAAAGCCUCUUCUACUAGCUCAAUCCGCCGCUGUUCUGGAGAUAUUUCAUGGUCUAGUAGGUUUGGUAAGAUCUCCAAUCACAGCAACACUGCCACAGAUAAGUUCAAGGUUGUUUGUCGCUUGGGGCAUCUUAUGGAGCUUUCCUGAGGUUCGGACUCACGUGCUUGUUAGCUCUUUAGUUAUAAGCUGGUCUAUCACAGAGAUUAUUCGGUAUUCUUUCUUCGGCACAAAGGAAGCUCUUGGAUCUGCACCUUCCUGGCUCUUGUGGCUCAGGUACAGCACCUUUAUGUUGCUGUAUCCUACCGGCAUCACGAGUGAAGUAGGUCUAAUAUAUGUUGCCCUUCCUUACAUUAAGGAAUCUGAGAAAUAUUGUAUUCGGAUGCCUAACACAUGGAAUUUCUCUUUUGAUUACUUCUAUUCUGCUAUUCUUGCCCUUGGAAUCUACGUCCCGGGCAGCCCUCACAUGUACACAUACAUGCUUGGACAGAGGAAGAAAGCUCUCUCAAAAUCAAAGAAGGAGUAGAACGUCAAUUUUAAGAUUUUCACCGUGUCUUUUAGGUUUUUGUGUGUGAAGCAGACUGCGGGUUUGGUCCUCAAUAUUUACGCUGUGAGUUGUACUAAAAAAGUGUCUGUUCUAAGCUUUCCGGGUGUGCUGGUUCUCUUAUUGCCAUAUUGAUUUAGUUCAGCGGUGUCUGUUCUGUAAUUUAUCUGGUCCUUGAACAUUGGUACGGAGUACUAGUUUAUAAAAACACUCCAUACAUUUGUCUA
This is a messenger RNA of Rhododendron vialii, 1148 nucleotides long. RefSeq names its product very-long-chain (3R)-3-hydroxyacyl-CoA dehydratase PASTICCINO 2. The transcript is spliced from 9 exons. Lineage: Eukaryota; Viridiplantae; Streptophyta; Magnoliopsida; Ericales; Ericaceae. The coding region runs from base 238 to 903 and encodes 221 amino acids. Gene Ontology annotation, biological process: very long-chain fatty acid biosynthetic process; sphingolipid biosynthetic process; fatty acid elongation. Gene Ontology annotation, cellular component: endoplasmic reticulum membrane. Gene Ontology annotation, molecular function: 3-hydroxyacyl-CoA dehydratase activity. The record is from RefSeq and is a predicted model, not a curated record.